AUGAUUCGAAUUCUGCUGGUGUCUAUGUCAAUGGUCUUGUAUAGUGGUGGCCAAGAAUUGGAGCCACCAGAAUUUCUGCCAGAGCUUCUUAACACACCGGCAAGAGUACUGUACAAUGCCACAUUAUUCAAUGGAGUCUUUCAAAACGUUGAAAGUGUUGCAUUAUUUUUUGACUGCCUGGGCUCUCAUUUCACCUGGUUACAGUCCAUCUUCACAAACUUUCCUGCCCUCCUCAACUUUGUGAACAAAAUGAAGUGUGCUACUGGGUUUUGUCCCAGGGAUUUUGAAGACUAUGGUUGCUCUUGCCGGUUUGAGAUGGAAGGGCUCCCUGUGGAUGAAGCCGAUGACUGUUGUUUCCAGCACCGCAAAUGCUACGAUGAAGCAAUGGAGAUGGAGUGCACAUGGGACCCUUCGAAGAUUUCUACAGAUGUCAGCUGCUCUACUGAAAACCUGACGUGUGAUUCUGGGGAUCCCUGUGAACAGUUCCUCUGCAACUGCGACAAAGAUGCCAUUGAAUGCUUUGUGAACGCACGCAUUAACUCUUCCUUGAACAGGCUGGAUGUCUCUUUCUGCCCAUCUCCAGUUACAGAGUUCCUUCAUCGUGGGACUGACAAACCAAAAUCUGCAACUGCAUCCGUGGAGGAAGUGGUAUCUUUUGAGCCCAGUGAGAUGCUCCUAGGGACUUCCAAAGCCAGAGUUACCACAAGGGACCACCGAGGUACAGCUCCUGCUCCCCCUGCCCAUGCAAUACAAGAAGAGGGUGGAUUUAUGGAAGCUGUGGUGCCAGAGGAAGUGAUAACCAUCUCCCCGGCCUCAUUGUCAGGUGAUGUUAACUCAGUGCAAGUCAAAAUUGUCCCCACUGAGAAGAUUUUUGCAGUCACAUCCUCAAGGACAAAAGGAAAAGAGACAAGCUCUGCCAGGGGUGUCCAGAGCACAGCUUCUUCUGGAAUAGCUCUGGAAAUGGUGGUGUCUGACACAGGACCCCAUGAACCAGCAGGAAAAGUAUGUGAGCAGUUAACAUUUCUGCAAGAGAGAGAAAAUGGAAGAGGCAAGAGGGCGCUGCCCCAGCUAGGAGAAAUGCUGUUCUGUUUAACUGAGCGAUGCCCAGAGGAGUUUGAAUCUUAUGGUUGCUACUGUGGCCAAGAAGGAAGAGGUUUUCCUACUGAUGCCCUGGACAGGUGCUGCUUCUCUCAUCAUUGCUGUAUGGAACAAGUUAUGAAACUUGGAUGUCAUACAGAAAGAAGUUCGAGGUCUGAAGUUGUAUGUUCUGAUCACAAGCCAAAAUGUAUUGGUUGGAGCAUAUGUGAGAAACUGCUGUGUGCUUGUGAUGAGGCAGCAGCUGAGUGCAUGGCUGCUGCCUUCUUCAACGAAAGCCUGAAGUUUCCACACCAGCAUGAGUGCAAAGAGGGGAAGGUCUCCUGCCAAAAUGCCCCUUACGAAAGGCCUUCAAUUGGCACAGAAACAGGCACCGGUAUUUCCAGCUCCGAGGAGAGCAGUGAGGAGGAAGGUCCACCCCGGAGUGUACUGAGAAGAGCAAAGAGAGGGACACACCGUCCUGUUGGAAACUCCAAAAGCAUCCAAGGUGAAGGCAGAUAA
Molecule: messenger RNA, 1596 nt
Organism: Mesitornis unicolor (brown roatelo)
Lineage: Eukaryota; Metazoa; Chordata; Aves; Mesitornithiformes; Mesitornithidae
Gene: OC90
Product: otoconin 90
Exons: 14
Coding region: 1-1596 (531 amino acids)
Biological process (GO): arachidonate secretion; lipid catabolic process; phospholipid metabolic process
Cellular component (GO): extracellular matrix
Molecular function (GO): calcium ion binding; phospholipid binding
Source: RefSeq, a predicted model, not a curated record